AUGACUCUCAACAACUUCACCAACCCGCCCCCUUCUGUGCCCAACGUCAUCCUCUCCUUCCCCCGCUUUCACGUCCUCCUCGUCACCCUCAACCGGCCCAAGCAGCUCAACGCCAUCCCGCGAGGCCUGCACGCCAAGCUGGACGCCCUCUGGAACUGGUACGACGCCGAACCGACCCUCCGCUGUGCCGUCGUCACCGGCAGCGGACGUGCCUUCUCCGCAGGCGCCGACCUCAAAGAAUGGAACGACAGGAACGAGCAGAACAUCUCUGCCGGUAGUGACCGCGACCGCACCUGGGAGGACAGUGGUUUCGGCGGCCUUAGUAACCGCCGCGGCAAGAAACCCAUCAUCGCCGCGGUGAACGGCCUCUGUCUCGGCGGGGGGAUGGAGAGGAUGCUCAACGUGGACAUGGUUAUUUCGGCGCCCGACGCCAAGUUUGCCCUUCCCGAGGUUACGAGGGGCGUGGUCGCGGGUGCCGGUGCGCUGCCGAGGCUGACGAGGACCGUGGGCAGGCAGAGGGCGUCGGAGAUGGCGCUGCUGGGGAGGAUGCACCCGGCGCAGCAGAUGCUGGAGUGGGGGGUCGUGAACAGGAUCGUCAGGGCCAAGGGGGAGCAUGCUGUUGUCGAGGAGGCGCUGAGCUGGGCGACCGACGUGGCGUGCAACUCGCCCGACUCUGUCAUUGUCAGCAGAGAGGGUCUGCUGGGCGGGUGGGAGGCGGAGGACCCGAGGGCGAGCACCAAGAGGAUCGACCGGGGGAUUUUCAAGAGGAUGGAGGAUACCGGCCUCUGUCUCGGCGGGGCGAUGGAGAUGAUUCUCAACGUGGACAUGGUUAUUUCGGCGCCCGACGCCAAGUUUGCCCUUCCCGAGGUUACGAGGGGCGUGGUCGCGGGUGCCGGUGCGCUGCCGAGGCUGACGAGGACCGUGGGCAGGCAGAGGGCGUCGGAGAUGGCGCUGCUGGGGAGGAUGCACCCGGCGCAGCAGAUGCUGGAGUGGGGGGUCGUGAACAGGAUCGUCAGGGCCAAGGGGGAGCAUGCUGUUGUCGAGGAGGCGCUGAGCUGGGCGACCGACGUGGCGUGCAACUCGCCCGACUCUGUCAUUGUCAGCAGAGAGGGUCUGCUGGGCGGGUGGGAGGCGGAGGACCCGAGGGCGAGCACCAAGAGGAUCGACCGGGGGAUUUUCAAGAGGAUGGAUGGCGGGGAGAACAUGAAGGAGGGGGUGUUGAGUUUUGUGGAGAGGAGGAAGGCCGAGUGGAAGGAUAGCAAGUUGUGA
This is a messenger RNA of Metarhizium acridum CQMa 102, 1269 nucleotides long. RefSeq lists its product as uncharacterized. Gene Ontology annotation, molecular function: enoyl-CoA hydratase activity. Gene Ontology annotation, biological process: fatty acid beta-oxidation. Gene Ontology annotation, cellular component: mitochondrion. The record is from RefSeq and is a predicted model, not a curated record. NCBI's taxonomy places the organism in Eukaryota, Fungi, Ascomycota, Sordariomycetes, Hypocreales, Clavicipitaceae.